Molecule: messenger RNA, 999 nt
Organism: Cercopithifilaria johnstoni
Lineage: Eukaryota; Metazoa; Nematoda; Chromadorea; Rhabditida; Onchocercidae
Source: the annotation of a GenBank genome assembly
AUGGGUGAAUUACCACCAGCGACUUCAUUGAAUGACUUGUUGUCGCAAUUAAUGAGCAUAUCGGAGCAAUCCCUAGAUGACCAUACUCAGCAAAGGAAACAACAAUUGCAGAAUCAUCGCAUGAAGAAUGCUUUAUUUGAAGUUUUAUGUGAAAUUAAGGAAAAGACAGCGCUUUCCAUCCGAGGUGGUCAAGAAGAGGCACCAGAAGAUCCACAGCUUAUGCGACUAGAUAACAUGCUGGUUGCCGAGGGUGUGGCUGGUCCUGACAAUCGUGGACCAAUUCAGAAUGAUACUAGUGGUGGUGAUCAAGCUGAUUAUCGUCAGAAACUUACUCAGAUUAGAUUGGUAUAUAGUGAAGAGCUACGGAAGUAUGAAGAGGCUUGUCAAGAAUUCACUCAACAUGUUGUAUCAUUGCUGCGUGAGCAAAGUCGAACUCGACCAAUUGCAAACAAAGAAAUCGAACGGAUGGUUGCUAUUAUACAAAAGAAAUUUUCCGGCAUACAGGUACAACUGAAGCAAUCAACUUGUGAAGCGGUAAUGAUUCUUCGUUCGCGAUUCCUCGAUGCUAGGAGAAAGCGGCGAAAUUUCAGUAAGCAGGCUACAGAAGUGCUGAACGAAUAUUUCUAUUCUCAUUUAAGUAAUCCUUAUCCCUCAGAAGAAGCAAAAGAAGAGUUAGCACGGCAGUGUCAGAUUACAGUUUCACAGGUAUCGAAUUGGUUUGGCAAUAAGCGAAUACGGUACAAGAAAAAUAUAGCAAAAGCUCAAGAAGAAGCUAACAUGUAUGCUGCUAAAAAAGCUGCUCAUGCUGCGAACCAAUAUGGUAUGUUGGCAGCAGGGACGUCAGCAGCCGGAAGUAUGCUAAAUUAUCCAGCAAUGCUUCCAGGACAAGAUCUGGCUCAUCACAUGACAGCUGGUCUUGAUUUCACUGCCGGUUAUAAUCCUCAGCUGGUAGGUGUUAUUCAUCCAAUGGUUCGGAAUGGUCCCUUCAGUGAGCUGUAG